Molecule: messenger RNA, 1895 nt
Organism: Arabidopsis arenosa
Lineage: Eukaryota; Viridiplantae; Streptophyta; Magnoliopsida; Brassicales; Brassicaceae
Source: the annotation of a GenBank genome assembly
AGCCGCUUAAAACCUCAUUUGGAACCCAAAUAAGCAGUAUCGGAAAAAUAUGCUGCUCCGGUCAUUUCGCACCGUCGAGCUUCUCCGCCGAAUCUCAACUUCUUCAUCAGUCUCUGGAUAUCGCACUUCUCCUUCAGUCUUACAACGUUACAAUGGCGUUUUACCACACAGAGUAACAACAGAGAGUCCUUUCCCUUCUCAUAUCUUUCGAUUCUGUUAUUCUCUGAGCGUGAAUUCGCAAAAUGAGAAUCAACACACGACUCUAUCAGCACCGGUUUCUUCACGAAGGGUUAAAAACAGAAAGAUUUCACGGCGGAGGAAGGCGGGAAAAUCACCAUCAAUCUCGCCGGCGGCGGAUGCGGUUGAUUUGGCGUUAGACUCGGUGGUGAAGAUCUUCACUGUUUCUACAAGUCCUAGUUACUUUCUUCCUUGGCAGAAUAAGUCUCAACGAGAAUCCAUGGGCUCUGGAUUUGUGAUUUCGGGAAGAAAGAUUAUAACGAAUGCGCAUGUGGUGGCUGAUCACUCCUUUGUACUUGUUAGAAAGCAUGGAUCGUCGAUAAAACACAGAGCAGAAGUUCAAGCGGUUGGUCAUGAAUGUGAUUUGGCAAUCUUGGUAGUUGAUAGUGAAGUGUUUUGGGAAGGUAUGAAUUCGUUGGAGCUCGGAGAUAUACCGUUUCUGCAGGAAGCUGUGGCUGUAGUUGGCUAUCCUCAAGGUGGUGACAACAUCUCUGUUACAAAAGGUGUUGUGUCUCGAGUUGAACCGACACAAUAUGUUCACGGCGCUACCCAGCUAAUGGCUAUACAAAUAGAUGCUGCUAUUAACCCCGGAAAUAGUGGUGGCCCAGCAAUCAUGGGAAACAAAGUAGCUGGCGUAGCGUUUCAAAAUCUUUCAGGUGCUGAGAACAUUGGCUAUAUAAUUCCAACACCAGUGAUUAAGCAUUUCAUAAAUGGUGUUGAAGAAUGUGGUAAAUACAUUGGUUUCUGUUCAAUGGGUGUAUCAUGUCAGCCUAUGGAGAAUGGUGAACUUCGUAGUGGAUUUCAGAUGAGUUCUGAAAUGACAGGGGUUCUUGUUAGCAAAAUAAACCCUCUAUCAGAUGCUCACAAAAUUUUGAAGAAAGAUGAUGUUAUUCUUGCAUUUGAUGGUGUUCCUAUAGCAAAUGAUGGAACAGUUCCUUUUCGGAACAGGGAGCGAAUCACUUUCGAUUAUUUGGUUUCUAUGAAGAAACCAGAUGAAACAGCCUUGGUUAAAGUCUUGAGGGAGGGAAAGGAACAUGAGUUCAGUAUCACACUAAGACCUCUGCAACCACUGGUUCCGGUGCAUCAAUUUGAUCAGCUUCCCAGUUAUUAUAUAUUUGCGGGCUUCGUAUUUGUACCUCUCACUCAGCCAUACCUUCAUGAAUAUGGAGAAGAUUGGUAUAACACUUCUCCCCGCACAUUGUGCCAGCGUGCAUUGAAAGAUUUGCCCAAAAAAGCCGGUCAACAACUUGUCAUUGUCUCUCAGGUGUUAAUGGAUGAUAUCAACACAGGAUACGAGCGUCUCGCAGAGCUACAAGUGAAUAAAGUGAACGGAGUAGAAGUGGAUAAUCUGAGACAUCUAUGUCAGCUCAUAGAAAACUGCAACACCGAGAAGCUGAGGAUAGACUUAGACGAUGAGAGUAGGGUAAUCGUAUUGAACUACCAAUCCGCAAAAAUUGCCACUUCUUUGAUUUUGAAACGACACAGAAUAGCAUCUGCGAUUUCCAGCGAUCUACUGGUAGAACAAAAUCCAGAAACCGAGUUGGCUUCUUGUUCUGCGGUGUGAGCUAACGCCUACACAUAUGGCAUGUUGUACACUUCAAAUUCAUUCGUAAUUUGUAAACAACAAUAUUGUAUACUCAUAAACAUUUUGCAUUUGA